Messenger RNA from Chroicocephalus ridibundus (black-headed gull), 471 nucleotides. RefSeq names its product saccharopine dehydrogenase-like oxidoreductase. The record is from RefSeq and is a predicted model, not a curated record. NCBI's taxonomy places the organism in Eukaryota, Metazoa, Chordata, Aves, Charadriiformes, Laridae. Gene Ontology annotation, cellular component: lipid droplet; mitochondrion; plasma membrane. The coding region runs from base 1 to 456 and encodes 151 amino acids. The transcript is spliced from 5 exons. Gene Ontology annotation, biological process: glycolipid biosynthetic process.
AUGUGCCCGGAUGCCAACCUGUGCUGGCUGCUCCGGCCAGGCUGCGGCUCCUCUGCCCGUGGUGGUUGGUGGUGGGGCCGGGGGCCUGGGCGGCCCUACGAGCUGGUGGCGUUCGGGGCUUCGGGCUUCACCGGCCAGUUCGUGGUGGAGGAGGUGGCGCGGGCGGAGGCCGGCGGGGAGCUGCGCGGCGGCCUGCGCUGGGCCGUGGCCGGGCGGAGCCGGGAGAAGCUGCGGGCGGUGCUGGAGCGGGCGGCCGAGAGGCUGGGGAAGGCGGCGCUCGGGGCGGAGGUCGGCCUGCUGCUCUGCGAUGUGGGCGACGCGGCCUCGCUGGCCGCCAUGGCGAGGCAGACCCGGCUGGUGCUCAACUGCGUGGGCCCGCUCCUUUGCUGGCUGCAGCAGUUUAUUUUACCUGUAAUUCUGCGCGCGAAGAUCCGAACAAAGACGACGGAGUCGUAAUGUGAUAAAGUUUUG